CCACAAACAUAUGCAUUUCCAUUGCAUAUCGUAUAAAUACAGCGUUCUGCAGUCAUUUAACAAUUAUCAUAUUGUGAUUUUAAAUAAAGUGUCAAUGUCUUUGGCGUCAAAAGUAGUUCUUACUUUAAGUUGUACUGGAACAAUUGGAAUUAUUGCUUACGUACAUUAUAAACAACAAUACGAGCAAGAACAACUUCACGUGGGUGUUAUUCGAGAUCAGGAAAAUCAAGAGCGUAGAAAAAGAGAAAAUAUUUAUUUAUUAGAAAAACAAGCUAGUCUCACUGAAGAAUUACGAAGAGCCGAAGGAGAAAAAAUAAGUAGUUAACUGAUUUGAAAU
Leptopilina boulardi is the source of this 337-nucleotide messenger RNA. RefSeq names its product protein PET117 homolog, mitochondrial (gene Pet117). The record is from RefSeq and is a predicted model, not a curated record. Gene Ontology annotation, cellular component: mitochondrion. Bases 11 to 325 code for a protein of 104 amino acids. Gene Ontology annotation, biological process: mitochondrial respiratory chain complex IV assembly. The transcript has 2 exons. NCBI's taxonomy places the organism in Eukaryota, Metazoa, Arthropoda, Insecta, Hymenoptera, Figitidae.